GAAGUGACUCCAAAAUAUACGAUAUUAAUAAAAAUAGCAUCAUGGGUAGAGAUAUAGGCAUUGUCCGUACCUAUUUCGCUGUAUUUACAUUUUUUCUUAUCACCGAAUCAACUCGUGUCAUGCAACGGAGUGGUCUGGCUAGCUGCAGUGACUUCGAGGUCAAUUGUUCAUUGCGCCCGCCGUUAAAAUAUUCGAGGUUCGCAAUUACUGCUCCAGUCGCUCGGGAUUGGCUAACCAAGAGUAAAACAGUUGAGACUCGACACUCGAAGUUCGAAGUUCGGACGUUGAACUACUUGUUGUCGAUUCGCAUACACAUAUUGGUUUAUUGCUGCUAAGUGCCCUUCUACAAGGCUAUCAUACGACUGAAUUUCGUUUUCUAUCCUAUUUGCAGAUGAGGUACCAUCAACUGAUUGUCUUUAUCUAAGACUAGAAGAUGGACGCAUAAGUAAUAGAGCCAGUGGCUUGACACUUGUCCAAGUACACGAGAGGCUUCUUUACGCAUCUUCAAAUACGCAUAGGUAGUUUUUUACUCAGAAAUUAUUAGUAAGAUAAAAACGUGUACAGUGUAAUCGAAGGCAACAGCUAUGUAUGUGCGCAAGUAUAAUCAAAUGGAUAUAAGCAUUGAGAUACAACGACGCGUGCGUGCGCGUAAAUUCGCAGUUUUGAGACAUUGACGUGCUAAAUGUGUGCAGGCAGAGUAGUGGCAGAAGUGUGCGCCUGCUGAGCGCUGCGGCCUGCGAGUGCUCGCAAGUCGCCAGUGAUCAGUGCAAUACACGUACACUGCGCGUUUACACAGUCAGUAGCAGUAGAAACUGCAACAACGCAGGCUGGCUUACAAGGAAUACUUUGCAGCCGCAUUCAAUAUAUAUAUAUAUUUAUUAUGAUAUAUAUUAUGUUAUAGCCAGAAUAUAAAAAAGGAGCAGUGCGCGGUGCGCGAGCAGUGAGCAUUGAGCCUCAACUUCCAAACAGUGCGUUAUUGUGUAUCUGUUUCGUGAGUUUUAUUUAGCGUCUAUAGAUCCAUACGUAUAGGAAGGUUAACGGAUGCUAGCUGCGGCUGCUGGCGGGGCAGCCGCGAUAAGCGCCAAUCGAUCAGCACUUCAACAACAUUCAGCAGCAGCAGCAGCAGCAGCAGCAGUGGCAGUGGCAGUGGCAGUGGCAGCAGUAGCUCAUUAUAUACGUCGUCGCCAGUCGUCACACGACACUGCAAUCGCUGCAGCCGCCGUAAUAAACGAAGCUCGAAAAGUUAUCGCAAUUAUCGCCAGUGAAAUCGUUCCUUGUUGUGCACGGCUUCAUGUCAAGCUGCAUUAUCCUCGCGCGUCAUCUUGAUCAGCGUGGCAGCGACAACAGCAGCAGCAGCUGCAGUAGCGGCGGCGGCACUAGCAGCACAGGAGGAGAGCUGCAAGCUGUCUCAGUGGCUUCGCUGCACCAGCAACAUCGCUGUCGUCGUGCAACAUGAAGAAACUAUUCUCCAAAAUAGACAAUGCCAGCAGCAAGGAGACCAACAACUACAUCGGAAAGCCCUUCGUCGUUGGCCGGCACAAUGUCACGGUCGAGGACGUUUUGGCCGAAGGAGGAUUUGCUAUUGUUUUCUUAGUCAAAUCUGGAGGUAGUCGAUAUGCUCUCAAGCGCAUGUACGUUAACAACGACCAUGAUCUUAACGUUUGUAAAAGAGAGAUACAAAUUGCGAGUAAUUUAAGUGGACAUAAAAAUAUUAUAGGAUAUGUUGAUAGUAGUAUCACCCACACAGGAGGAGGAGUUCACGAACUUCUCCUUCUUAUGCCUUAUUGUAAAUCUCAGGUUCUUCAAAUGAUGAAUAAUCGAUUGCAAACUGGUUUUACUGAACAAGAAAUCAUGCAAAUUUUUUGUGAUACUUGUGAAGCAGUAUCUCGUCUACAUCAUUGUCAGACUCCUAUUAUUCAUAGAGAUCUAAAGGUUGAAAACAUUUUACAAACAGAUUCAGGAAACUAUGUAUUAUGUGAUUUUGGUUCAGCUACUGGUAAAGUUCUUAAUCCUGCUGUGCAUGGAGCAUCUGUAGUAGAAGAAGAAAUAAAAAAGUAUACAACUUUGAGUUAUAGAGCACCAGAAAUGGUAGAUAUGUAUUAUGGAAAACCUAUUACUACAAAAGCAGAUAUUUGGGCUUUGGGAUGUUUACUCUACAAAUUGUGUUUUUUUACUCUUCCUUUUGGAGAAAGCACAUUAGCUAUACAAUCCGGAAACUUUACUAUACCUGAUAAUUCAAAGUACAGUAAAGCUUUACACUGUUUGAUAAGGUAUAUGUUAGAACCUGACUCAGAUGCUCGUCCCGAUAUUUAUCAAGUGUCUGCAAUCGCAUUCCAAAUUGCAGGAAAAGAAAAUCCUGUUCAAAAUUUACAUAAAGUUCCAACCCCUUCUAUAGAAAAUUUGUCAUGCCCGCUCAUGGAAUCAGAGUUCAUUAAACGAUCCUCAUCUGUUAAAAUCCCUAAAAAUGCAGCAGUAACACCAGUAGAAGGUACUUCUGUAACACCUAGGCAAAGGCCCAAAGGACAAAACCUCACUACAGGUCCCAUAAAUCUUAGUGGUCAAAUAGUAAGCCAGUUAUCCGGUCAAGGCAAUCAAAUGCACCCUCCUCAGAGUCCUGCAGGCAGCUCAGUUUCAUAUGUGCAAGUCAAUCAACAAAUAACUCCGAUUAAUGCUCCUCAAGCAUUUUUGCAGCCAAUUCCAGCUAGCAAUCAAUCUACUUUUGCUCAAGGGCCACCACACAUUCCUUCACCAGGAAACUCUGUAACUUUUGUCCAGUCACAAGUACCACCGCAGUUAUUCAAUCAAUCCCAAAGUCCAAUGUCCAGUCAUUCCCCUUUAGCUCAACAAUCACCUGUUACAGUGCCAGAUAAAAAUCGUUUUUUUUUUGAAAAUCGACAAGAUCUUAGAACUGCAGGGAUUCCGGAAACUGAAAAAAACUUGGAGUCAUUAUUUCCAUCAUCUAAUUAUCCAGAUCCUUUCAAAGAUGACGGUCGAUCAAUUGCGGGAACAGUAACAGGAACAACGUCCUCUAAAAUUCCACCACCGGUCGCUCCAAAACCGCAAAAAUUAAUAACAUCACUAGCUGUCAAUAAAAAUGUACCACCUUCAUCACAAUCAAAACCAGUAAAUAAAACAGAACAUCACAGUCAAAAUUUGAAUUCAAGUUCUUCACCUCCAGAUAGUCCUACUUCAAAUUCCUCGCGACAUAGACGGAAUGUCAGCGAUACCAGUGCAUUUAAUAAAACCGUCAAUUCUUUCAGAGUAUUUGCUGAUGAAACGUCGCAGUUUUUGGCUCCCUACGAAGCUUCCGUAAAACAACGCGCUGAAAACAAUUCACCUACAGAUGUGACUGCAAAUAUCAAAACUGAAAUUGGUUCAAGUACUUCUCAUGUAUGUAUUGGAGAGCUAUCAAACAUACCGAAAACGGAAAGUAGAUCACUAAGUGCGGAUGUAGCAAUUUGGAACCCUUUUGAAGAUGUUCAACCAUUUAGUCAACUUACUGAAGAUCAUAUAUUUGGUGCAGAGUUUGAUAAAAUAAGAAAAGGAAGUGAUAGCAGCAUAGGAGGUGUAAAAAGUCGUGAAAGUCUUGUUAUGUCUUACUCAGAAGCACCGAAAGAUCCAUUUGAAUCAGCACCUUUCAGUAUGCCAACAGGUAAAAAAAGUAAAGUGGGAGCAAAAGCUACUGCAACUGCUGCAGACGAUUCAUUGUCAUCGAGUCAUGGGAUUUUGGACAAGCUCUCAAAUGCACGGCCGAAAAUUGUAUACCAAGCAGCUUUGCCUUGGAGUCCAGAAGGCAUAAGUAACGUGGUUGGCGAGAUCGCAAGCGUCGUAGAUGAAGAGGCGUCUCUGAUCAACGAUAUCCCUGCAAGCGCAGCCUCGACUGUAGCCGGUGUCGGAGUUUCGCCUUUCGUCAGAAUACCUUUGGAAGAUCGCUCCAAGUACGAAAAGUUAGCUUUCAACGCUGACGAAGUAAGCAGUGACAGCGACCAAGAUAAACAGCAGCAGCAUCAGUCGUUGCAUGGACAGAAAAAGAAGCGUCGUCGCGUCAAGGCCGUACUGGAUCGUGCUCGCAAACGCGUCAUCGAGCACAAAAACGAGAGCAGCUGCAACUCCAGCAAGCGAGAAGUGGAACAACAGCAGCAACAGAAGCAGCAGCAGCAGCCAUACGAAUCGGACGAUUCGAUCGGCUCGGCUAGCGAUCUCAAAGCCAUGAACGACGAGGACGGUCGGCAGAGCGGCGAGGCAGACGAAGACGAGGCCGACUGCGACGACGAGGGAGGCGAGCGAAAAAAGAUCGACGAAACCAUCAGCGAAAGCGUGCGCACUUGCGGCAGCUCGGCUUACCACGCCGAGUGCGAGUCGGUAGCUACGCGCGAGGAGCCCGAGCAGCAACGCACGCGUCGACUACGUCGCCAGCAACACCAAAUCCAGCAGCAACAACAGCAAUUGGCAGCAGCGGCUCAGGCCGAUCGAGUAGUAGGCCACCAAUACGGAGAACGGCCACUGUUGCUCGACGACGAGCUCGACCCGGAAUCCAAUCCCGGGCAAGCACACGCCGAUCCUUUUGUCAAGCGCCAGUACAAACUCAAGGUAUUAGGCCGCGAUAGUUCAUCUGACGAAGCAGAAGUCGGUCAGAUUCGGGCCCGGGAACUGUCUCUGGCUAGACGGCGUCAAGACGAGGAUGUUUUUGCUCUAGCUCCGUUUCAUCGGCCACCACCGACAUCGCGUAAAACCUCUCAAUCCCAAUCCAAUAGUUCUCCUAGCUCAGUGGAACGACAACAGCAUCACGAGUCAGCCCAAUAUAACGAUAACAAUAAUAUUUUAAAACCACUUGAGGCUGUGCCUAGUUCAUCGCCCGUAAUUUCUAGUUCGCUAGUGGACUUGAGAGAUGAUGCCGGGCCGCAACAAACUGCGUCAACAGCGUCCUCAAUUUACCGAUUCGUCGUACCUGCUGAAUCCGCGACUACGGAGUCCAAAGAUUUAUUCGGCUCUUCGCCGUUCGAUAGUCGGCCUACCUACUUUGACGGCGUUACAAGUCUGUCGUCAACCUCAAAAUAUGGCCUUGUUACUGUUAAUGCUACGGCACCUACAGUAACAAUUCCAGAAUCAAAAGAUCUUUUUGGCUCUGUGCCGUUUGACGAAGUCACCGUUUUGACUCCAAUAAGUGGUAUUGAACAGCAACAAGUGCGCCCUACUUCGCUACCUUUGUCGCAAUCGCCGUCUAGUGUGGAAAAAGCCUUUGAUACUAUUCUCUUGAACAGUGCUCACUCGGCUCAGCUUCCACCUAUUUGUAAUCCCAAUUACGGUUUACCUGAAUUGGAUAUUAAUAUUCAGAAUCGCUUGGAGGCUUUGUCGCCCGAUCGUAUAGAUGUCCUACCCAGCUCUCCAAUGUCUCCUGAGCCACUUGUUUCAACCGAUUCGCCCAAGUAUCAGAAAAAGCAUCAUCAUGAAAAAACAUCCAAAUUUUAUGAUAAAUCGAAAUAUCACCAUCUUAUCAUGGAUAAUAAAGCUGAACAUGUAUCGCCAACAUCUAAAAAGAUAACUAAAAAGCACAGUAAAAAGCAAAACACUGCUACCAUCACUGCUGGGUUCAGUAAUCUUAGUUUCGAAGAUUUUCCAAGCGAUGAAAAUGUCGAACCUCAGGAGCAAAAGCAACCUACUCGAGCUGCGUAUGAAGUAAUUAGAGAUUCAGAGAAGCGCUUUGCUUCACUUAAAAGACGCAGUAAUCCGUUUACAUGAUGAAAUCUUUGUUUCAAGGAUUACGGAUUUUUUUACAUUACAACCAACCAGUCAGCAGUGUUGUUUUGUUAAAAGUGAUACUAAUCGAUUGUGAUGCUGGCAUUUUUAGGAGUAAGUGUAUUAGAUAUAAUGAUUGUUAUUGAAUUUUUAAUUAAUCAAUUUAAGUAGGCUAUUGUGAAAACUGCUAAUCGAAGUGCUAUUCUUAAUACUAAGAAAAAAAUAUAUCUAAAUCUUUAAUAAAAAAUUGAUUUUUUAGUUUAAUUUUUCAAGUCCAAAGUAAAUUUUUUAAUUUGCGUUGUAAACGUUUAACGACUUUCUUAGUUUAUUCAAGUGAUUUACGACCAUUUUUUAACUGUUUAACUAGUAUUAUUAAACUACUAUUAUAGUAUUUGAUUUUAAGGGUUUUAAAUCUUAUUUAUUUAAAGAAUAAUCAUGUUCUACAUUCACCUUUACGAUGUAAUAAAACAUACCUAAACUAUUAUACUAACUGACCUUACAUAGCAUUUAGUCACUAAAUGUUAUUUCAGUUAUACCAACAACAGGAUUGUUGUAUAACUUGUGUAGCUUUAUACCAAAAAAUUUAGGAAAAUAUUAAUUAAAAAUCCUAAACUUUACUUCUAUUUUUGCAACGCCAAAAUCGCAAGAAAAAUACAUUUAAAUACCUUAAUAUAUAAUUAUAUGUGAUUUUAAGCUACAACUUUUUGAGGUACUUACGACAAGUAUAAACUUUAUUUCAAUUUGUUGCAAAUAAAUUUUCUAAUACCUACAAA
This is a messenger RNA of Trichogramma pretiosum, 6509 nucleotides long. RefSeq names its product BMP-2-inducible protein kinase (gene Nak). The record is from RefSeq and is a predicted model, not a curated record. The transcript has 13 exons. Gene Ontology annotation, biological process: protein phosphorylation. Gene Ontology annotation, molecular function: protein kinase activity; ATP binding. The coding region runs from base 1453 to 5739 and encodes 1428 amino acids. Lineage: Eukaryota; Metazoa; Arthropoda; Insecta; Hymenoptera; Trichogrammatidae.